AUGAGGCAUCUCCAGGUACUUGCCCUGGCGGCUGUGGCCUGCCUCACCGCUGGACAAGCCUUGGACCGACAAGUGCUGAGCACCUUCAUCUUCACGACCUAUGGCGACCGAACUCCUAUGGCAAUGAAAGAUGUGACGCCGCAGCUCACACCUUAUGGCGCAAACCAGAUGUACAAUGCUGGUGCGACGUUUCGGUCGCACUAUAUCAAUGCUCUCUCUCUCGAUGGCGACAACGAGGAUGACCUCUACUCGAGCAUCCGCGGCAUCUCGCAAUACCACCUGAACCCAGACCAGAUUACAGUCUUGUCUCGCGAUGAGCAGUAUAUCAGCGCCGGUGCUUCGGCGUUCAUGCAGGGUCUAUACCCGUCGCUAGAGCAGCUCAACAACUACACCUUCAUAGUCGGCCAAUCAGCCAUGGCUGACGGCUCGAAUGCUGUGUCGCCGCUCAAUGGCUACCAGUACCCGCGAAUCCAGACUGUGAGCGAGAUGGACCUGAAUCACAUCUGGUUGGACGGCUCGGCCAAUUGCCCAUCUUACACAAAAUCUGGCGCAUCGUACUUCUCUGGCGAGGACUAUAAGACUAUCCAGCAGCAGACCCUCCCCUUCUACCAGUCUUUGAUCCCCGGUAUCCUGUCUGGAAAUAUUGAAGACAGCGAUGUAGGAUACUUCGAUGCCUGGACCGUAUACGACUAUCUGCAAUACAUGUAUAGACACAAUCAGACCGUAGCGUCCGAGCUGUCGCUCACCGAUCUCACGCGAGCACAGAUUCUGGCCACGAACUGGGUAUUCGCCAUGAACGGAAAUACCUCUUCUUCAGGGGUGGAAAAGGGCGAUCAAGUUGGUGUCAUCUCUGGAAGGAGCGUGGCAAGUCGUGUCAUUCAAGCAUUCCAGAACACGAUCUAUACACAGGGCAGUGAAGACAAGAUGACUCUGCUCUUCGGAUCAUUCGAACCCAUCAUCGCAUUCACAGCCUUGGCGGGUCUGAACGUCGAACAGCACACCGAGUUCCUCAAUAUCCCACCCCAAGGAGCCAGUAUGGUCUUCGAACUUUUCUCCCUGACUAGCGGAAGCGACUUUGGUGCAUACCCCGACUCCUCUGAACUCUUCGUCCGCUUCCUCUACCAGAACGGCACGGGCUCAGAUGCCACUCUGGUUCCUUACCCACUUUUUGGACACUCCCCGUCUAUCUCCGAUCUCCCGCUUGCAGACUUCAUCAGCGCCAUGCAACGCAUCGCCGUCCCUUCCGUGUCCGCGUGGUGCACGAUCUGCGACUCGUACAGCAUCUUCUGCCCCGCUUUCUCCGAGAGCGCGGCCUCCAACAACAACAGUGGAUCUCAUAGCGGCAAGCUGAGUCCUGCGCUCGCGGGCGUGGUGGGCGCGAUUGUCGCGCUCGUGGUAGCGCUGCUGGUGGCUUUGAUCCUGUUCUUCCUUCUGGGAUGUCGCGUCCAUCGCGUGAACCGCGGUCGGAGAUCCGAUCUGGGCGGUUUCAAAGGCGCAGAAAAGCUAGCGUCCGAUCGGGAUUUGACUAUCCCGAAAGGUGCAGGUGCGGAAGUCAGCGUGCAGCAGACGGAUGAGCCUAUGAGUCCCAUGGAAGGCCAAAGAGGCCACGAGAGGGUGGGCAGCUGGGAGCUACGGGAGGCGCAGAAGGAUACGGGUGUGGCAGCACCGGGAAAGGCAUAUGGAUUGGGAGGAAGACGGCCAAGUUACGAAGAUGAUGAUGAUGAGAUCAAUGUCAAUCCGUUCAGCAAAGGUGUGAGGCCUGAUGAGCGGGUUUGA
Cyphellophora attinorum is the source of this 1776-nucleotide messenger RNA. RefSeq lists its product as uncharacterized. The record is from RefSeq and is a predicted model, not a curated record. Gene Ontology annotation, biological process: dephosphorylation. The coding region runs from base 1 to 1776 and encodes 591 amino acids. NCBI's taxonomy places the organism in Eukaryota, Fungi, Ascomycota, Eurotiomycetes, Chaetothyriales, Cyphellophoraceae. Gene Ontology annotation, molecular function: phosphatase activity. The transcript has 3 exons.